Molecule: messenger RNA, 908 nt
Organism: Penaeus chinensis
Lineage: Eukaryota; Metazoa; Arthropoda; Malacostraca; Decapoda; Penaeidae
Product: carbohydrate sulfotransferase 3-like
Exons: 5
Coding region: 96-908 (270 amino acids)
Biological process (GO): sulfur compound metabolic process; N-acetylglucosamine metabolic process
Molecular function (GO): N-acetylglucosamine 6-O-sulfotransferase activity
Source: RefSeq, a predicted model, not a curated record
UGCUGUGGACGCGAUGGAGGAGCGGGUCCACUUUCUUAGGCCAUCUCUUGAGUCUUGCUACAAGUUCGACUUUCUACAGCUACGAACCCUUACACAUGAACGGAGCGAGAAUCCUUUCGGCCAACGACACCACGACCCGCUCUGCCGCCGAGUUUCUGAAGGACCUGCUGCUGUGUCGCCUUCGUCACCGUCAGGAGGAGGUAGGCUACCUGACGAGCAAGGCUUUCUACAUGAAGGAAAACGCGUUCCUGAAGCAGCGGUGCCGUAGCAACAGGAGGACUUGCCACAAGGCCUCCUUCGUCGAGGGCGUCUGUCGGGAGGCUGACUUACACUUGGCGAAGGUACUUCGCAUGAGCCUGAGAUGGUUACGACCUCUGUUGGAAGACGAUGCCCUCGAUUUUCAGGUCAUCUACUUGGCCCGUGACCCCCGUGCUGUUCUCAGUUCCCGAACUAAGGUUCCCUGGUGCCGGUCCCCGUCUUGUCGUAACCCAAAGGUAAUGUGUUCUCUACUGACUGAGGACUUGGCGGAGGUGCCGGGGCUCCUGAAGGCAUAUCCUCAAAGAUUCAAGUUCGUGGCCUACGACCACAUCUGCCGAAACGUGACGGGCUCCCUACAGGACCUCAUGGCAUUCCUCAACCUCCCUCCAACGCCAGACCAAAGGGAAUUCCUGCAGUAUCCUAAGAUCCCCCACAGGAGAUACGGCAGCAAGGGCAACACCUUCCUCCUCCAGGCACAGCUAUGGCGCACCAGUACCUCGUUCAACCACAUCGUUCUGCCCGUCCAGCACGCCUGCCGGGGGUCCUUGGAGAGGCUGGGUCUCAGGAUCUUCGCUUCAAGGAAGGAGCUGACCGAUCUGAGUGUCCCGGGCGUGGUGGGAGGCGGUGGGGGUUCUGAAUAUUUUACUUAG